Molecule: messenger RNA, 2198 nt
Organism: Lates calcarifer (barramundi perch)
Lineage: Eukaryota; Metazoa; Chordata; Actinopteri; Centropomidae
Product: zinc finger BED domain-containing protein 4-like
Exons: 2
Coding region: 963-1931 (322 amino acids)
Source: RefSeq, a predicted model, not a curated record
UUGCAAACGUCCACGGCGAAUUCACUCCCUUAUUCAUACAUUUGUUCAGUGAUUUUUUUAAGCGGGGUUGUAUGAGGUACAUAUGUAACGUUAGUCAAUGUACAGUAUCACACACAGUAGACAGCGGUCAGCAGCAACUGUAACGUAAUGUUUACCACACAUACACACACACGCACGCACAAUACAAUUCAUAACACAAUGCUAAGAUUGAUAUUAAUAAUUUGAGUAAUAAAGAGUAGUUUCAAUACAAUUCAUUUGUGGCUAUAAGGGAUUUUCUGACCUUUGUUUAAUAUGCUUACCUCUUACAGAUUUGAAGAAUACCAGAUGAAUAAAAGCAUCACAAAUCAACCACAAGAGCCUUCAAUCUCGCAAUUUCUGGACAAUCGUGUUGGGCAUUAAAGCAUGAGUCAUCCACAGCAGACAGCUAUCACCAGUGCAAUACUGUCCGACCUGAUCAUUGAUUGCAACUUGCCCCUGUCUAUUGUGGAAAACAAGAGUUUUCGGCACUUUCUGACAGUACUUGACAGCAAGUAUAGCCCAGUGUGUCGCAGAACACUGACAUCAAAAACAGAGAGAGAGCAACAGAGCAACACUGACCAUGUUUCAGUCACUGUGGACAUUUGGUCUGACCGGAAGAUGAGGGGAUUCCUGGGUGUCACUGUGCACUGGAUAGAGAAAGAGGCAGAGAGGAUACAGCUGAAGUCCAAUCUCUUGGCCUGUGAGUGCUUCCAAGGCUCACACACUGCUGAAAGAAUCUGUGACCAAUUUGAGUCAAUAUGUGAUGAAUACAACAUUAAACAUAAACUGGACUACAUUAUUAGUGAUAAUGCUGCUAACAUGCGAAAAGCAUUCACUGUGUGCUUCCCCAGUGAACAAGAGGAUGGCGAUGACGGAGAUCAUCUUGAUGACCCUGAGCUCUGGUGUGACUUAAUCCUGGAAGAUCAGCAAACAGUAAUGUUGCUAUGGCAAAGAAACAGCGCUUGCAGUGUUUUGCGCACACUCUUCAGCUGGUGGUGGGAGACAGUUUGAAAGAAACAAAAGUGGUAUCUCCUUCUCUUUCAAAGUUAUCAAAACUCAGCUCACUGCUGCACACAAGCACAACAUUCAAAGAUGUGUUUGAUGCUGAAUUUGGGGAACAGAAAGGCAUCCCUGCUGCAGUCAACACAAGAUGGAACUUAACACUGAGGCAAGUGAAGGUGCUUCUCCAAUGCAAUCAUCUAAAGCUCUGCGCUGUUCUAGAAAAGGCUGGGCACAGGGAGUUGUCAUUCAAAGCACAGGAGUGGAAUCUGUUGAAGGAAUUGGUGGACAUCUUGAAGCCAUUUGGAGAAGCAACUGAUUUGACACAGGGGGAGAAGGUCAUCACAAUCAGUGCUGUUGUUCCAUCUGUCUUGUCCCUCAACUACCACCUUGAGAAGCUGAAGCCUCAAGUCUGUUUCCUGAGCAGCCUGGUCAGAAGUCUCCAGGCAUCCCUGAACAGAAGAUUUCUUGGAAUCUUCAAUGUGAAAAUGGCCAGGACACAAGAUGGGGUCACUGCUCCUUUUUCAGAUCCAGUCUACCUCAAAGCAGCUGCCUUGGAUCCAGCCUUUUCUCUGUUGUGGGUGGAGCCCCAUGUGCUGGUCAGUCGUGACAUCAAGGCAGAGGUGGCACAACAAGUUAAAGAUGCUGCAGAGACUGAGCAGCCUGUUCCUUUUGUUGAUGAAAAGGAGCAAGAGGACCUCAGAGAAAGAGAAGGGCUGUUUGCUGCAUACCAUAAGAGGCAGAAGAAGGAUGUUGGGACUACUCCAUCACUACAGCUAAGUCACUACCUUGACAUAGCCGAAGGACAGAACGCCCUUUUGUUCUGGGCAUUGAACAUGAAGACUCUUCCUUCACUGUUCCGAGUGGCCAUCAGAGUCUUGGCAGUGCCUGCCUCCAGUGCUCCAAUGGAGUGAGUUUUCUGCCAAGGUGACAUCAUACUACAUCACCAUCAUGCACAAAUGACUGAGAGACUUUUGGCCAAUUUGGUCUUUUGCAAAUGCAAUGCAGCAUAGGGCUCUGAUGUAUAAAAAGCACAACCCUGUUCAUUGUUAUGUUCAUGUAUGUGAUAUGUUUCUCACAUGUACACACACACACACACACACACACACACACAUAAACACACAGACAAUAUGAGAUGGUACAGGACAGGACAAACUGCUGUGGAACUAGUUGAAAUGCAA